CCCCCAGUCUGCAACACCUGCAACCCGCUGUCCGGCCAAAACCACUGCGACAUCACGACCUCGUGCAUCAACACGGGCACGCGCUUCCACUGCGCCUGUCGCGCGGGCUACAAGGCCUCGCCCGACAACAACGACAUCAAGAAGCAGUUCCGCCUCAACAUGCCGGACUAUAAGUUCUUGGUGUUCACGCCCGAGUCGACCGAGUGUAAUACGCUUUGCAAUAAUCCUUAUGGGGCGGGUCCGGAUCUCUGUGCCGAGGUGCCUGUUAGGGAGAGGUGUUCUGUUUAG
Messenger RNA from Aspergillus campestris IBT 28561, 288 nucleotides. Its product is annotated as putative adhesin. The annotation marks the transcript as partial. Lineage: Eukaryota; Fungi; Ascomycota; Eurotiomycetes; Eurotiales; Aspergillaceae. The record is from RefSeq and is a predicted model, not a curated record. The transcript has a single exon.